Medicago truncatula (barrel medic) is the source of this 2042-nucleotide messenger RNA. RefSeq names its product eukaryotic translation initiation factor 3 subunit D. Gene Ontology annotation, molecular function: translation initiation factor activity. Gene Ontology annotation, biological process: translational initiation. The record is from RefSeq and is a predicted model, not a curated record. Bases 29 to 1732 code for a protein of 567 amino acids. The transcript is spliced from 2 exons. NCBI's taxonomy places the organism in Eukaryota, Viridiplantae, Streptophyta, Magnoliopsida, Fabales, Fabaceae. Gene Ontology annotation, cellular component: cytoplasm; eukaryotic translation initiation factor 3 complex.
UUCUUCCACAUUCUCUCAUUCACCAAAAAUGCCUUCAGCUGCAACAUUCGACCUAGGCGCCGUUCCCUUCAACCCUGACGGAUGGGGCCCACUCGAAUCCACCGCCGAUAACACCAACGUCCCCUUCGCUCCUUUCUCACGUUCCGACAAACUCGGCCGUAUCGCCGAUUGGACUCGGAAUUUCAACAACAACAACAACCCUAACCGAUCUAAAAACCCCGCCGAUACCGCUUUCGAUUUCACCUCCGACCCUUCCUUCCCUAACUUCGCCGAAGACGACUCCUCUUUCCGUCUCGUUGACGGUAAACCCCCUCCCCGUCCAAAAUUCGGUCCUAAAUGGCGCUUCCAACGCCAACUUCAGCUUCCUCAACGUCGCGAUGAAGAAGUUGAAGCCAAGAAACGUGAGGCUGAGAAAGAAAGAGCUCGUCGUGAUCGUCAUUACCAGAGCCGCUCAAACCCUAGCAAUCACCGCCGUGAGCUUUUCAAAUCUUCAGUUGAUAUUCAACCCGAAUGGAACAUGCAUGAUCAGAUCCCGUUUUCAACUUUCUCCAAACUGUCAUUCACUGUCUCAGAGCCUGAAGAUCUUCUCCUAUGCGGUGCCCUUGAAUCCUACGAUCGUUCCUACGAUCGAAUUGCACCGAAGAAUGAACGUCGUCUUGAGAGGUUUAAGAAUAGGAAUUUCUUCAAAGUUACCACCACUGAUGACCCUGUUAUUCGUAGGCUUGCAAAUGAGGAUAAAGCUACGGUUUUUGCUACCGAUGCUAUUUUAUCUACGCUGAUGUGUGCUUCUAGGUCUGUUUACUCUUGGGAUAUUGUUGUUCAGCGUGUUGGGAACAAGCUUUUCUUUGAUAAGCGUGAUGGGUCUCAGUUGGAUUUGCUUUCUGUCCAUGAGACUUCUCAGGAGCCAUUGCCUGAGGCUAAAGAUGAUAUUAAUUCCGCUCAUUCCCUUAGCGUGGAGGCUUCUUAUAUCAAUCAGAAUUUCUCUCAGCAAGUUUUGAUUAGGGAUGGGAAAAAGGUUACUUUUGAUGAGCCAAAUCCUUUUGCUAAUGAAGGGGAAGAGGUUGCUUCUGUUGGUUAUAGGUAUAGGAGGUGGAAGCUUGCUGAUGAUAUGUAUCUUGUUGCUAGGUGUGAGGUUCAUAGUGUUGUUGAUGUUAACAACCAGAGGUCUUUCCUUACUUUGAAUGCGCUGAAUGAGUUUGAUCCCAAGUAUUCUGGUGUUGAUUGGAGGCAGAAGUUGGAGACACAAAGGGGUGCUGUGUUGGCUACUGAGCUUAAGAAUAAUGCUAAUAAGUUGGCUAAGUGGACUGCUCAAGCUCUUUUGGGUAGUGCUGAUAUGAUGAAGUUGGGAUAUGUGUCUCGUAUUCAUCCUCGUGAUCAUUUCAACCAUGUGAUCUUGGCUGUGGUUGGGUAUAAACCUAAGGACUUUGCGGCACAAAUUAAUCUGAAUCCAAACAAUAUGUGGGGGAUUGUGAAGUCUAUUGUGGACUUGUGCAUGAAGUUGAAUGAAGGGAAAUAUGUUCUUGUGAAGGAUCCGUCUAAGCCACAGGUUAGGAUUUAUGAGGUUCCAGCUGAUGCAUUUGAGAAUGACUAUGUAGAGGAGCCAAUACCAGAGGAGGAGCAAGUUCAACCACAUGCAGAUGGUGCAGAGGAGGCUGUUGAUGGUGCAGAGGAAGUUUCUACUGCUGCCGCUACCAAUGAUGUGGAAGAUACGAAGACUGAUGGUCAAGCUUAAAAGGUUCCUGUUUAUGGGAUUGUGGACUGUUUACUUGUAGCAGAACUACUUUCAGGAUCAUUUUUACUCCUACAGUUAUAUUUGAAGGACAAAAUUUUGCAAUACAAUUUUUUUGAAGCAUAAUUUCUUGAAUUUUGUGAUGCAAUAACUGUUUUUUGUUUGUUUGGCAAUCAUGCUACAACUUGUUUGUUCUCUAUAAAUCUGAGCAUAUUUAGCGGGAACCAGGGGUGUUUAAAAAUCAUGUCAUGAUUUUUAGUUGAUGGUCAUCUUAGCAUUCUGCUUAGGUUUGUUAGCUAAACUCCUUGAGUUA